GUGAUGAGUCUCCACUUCCGUUCCAUUCUUUCUUUUUGGUGUAGAAUAAAAAUCUGUAAAGAUGGGUCGUAUGCACGCUCCUGGUAAGGGUAUUUCCCAAUCAGCGCUUCCCUACAGACGGACGGUGCCUUCAUGGCUGAAAUUGAAUGCCGAGGAUGUGAAAGAACACAUCAAAAAAUUGGGCAAAAAGGGCAUGACUCCUUCCAAAAUCGGUAUCAUUCUUCGUGAUUCGCAUGGUGUUGCGCAGGUACGCUUUGUCAAUGGCAACAAAAUUCUGCGUAUUAUGAAAUCUGUUGGUUUAAAACCCGACAUCCCUGAAGAUUUGUACCACAUGAUCAAGAAGGCUGUUGCUAUCCGUAAGCAUUUGGAGCGUAAUCGCAAGGAUAAGGAUGGUAAAUUCCGUUUGAUUCUGGUUGAGUCAAGAAUCCACCGUUUGGCUCGUUACUAUAAGACAAAGAGUGUUCUGCCACCCAACUGGAAAUACGAAUCCAGCACCGCUUCGGCUUUGGUUGCCUAAACAGAUACUUCGGUGAUCUAUAUUCGUAGGGAUGUUUCGUUUUUGUAUUUAAAAGUGAAAUAAUAAAAAAAUUUAAAAUACAACUAAAA
Messenger RNA from Bactrocera latifrons, 606 nucleotides. It is a transcript of the gene RpS13, whose product is annotated as 40S ribosomal protein S13. Lineage: Eukaryota; Metazoa; Arthropoda; Insecta; Diptera; Tephritidae. Gene Ontology annotation, biological process: translation. The transcript is spliced from 3 exons. Gene Ontology annotation, molecular function: small ribosomal subunit rRNA binding; structural constituent of ribosome. Gene Ontology annotation, cellular component: nucleolus; ribosome; cytosolic small ribosomal subunit. The coding region runs from base 62 to 517 and encodes 151 amino acids. The record is from RefSeq and is a predicted model, not a curated record.